UCUCCGUAUCCUCGGCCUUUCAUUCGUUUCUUCUUCCAGAGCGCUCUUAAUAACGGCAUUUCCAAUCUUGCUUAUGCUUUAUAAGCAUAGUCUUAAAACCAAAAUUUUUUUACGAUUGCCUUCCCCCCUUUUUUUUCUUUCUUUCUUUUUUUUUUAAGAGCAGCUUCCAGAAGUUAUAAGGAGUCUGGAUGAGAAAAUAAAUUGCCUUCCUCAACUCCCCUAAGACAAGACACUUUAGAAAAUGUCCUCUCUUCCCUAAAACCCGCCCCCACAUAGGCAGGGUUUUCUUUUGGGCAAACCUGCUGCUUGGGAAGGGAAAAAAGAAGGGAGGUGGCAAAACCUGUUUGAAGGUAAGGUUACCUCCCUUCCACACCUCCCUCCUCCUUGGAGGCAAGAGCAACAACAGUGAGACAGAGAAAAAGGACAUAGAAGUGCUGGGGAGCCGGGACAAGGGGCUCCCGGACAGCUGCAAAGUGGCUGAGGGAGGCAGGAAGACCCUGAAGAUGGGAACCACACAAGAAGCGGGAGAAAAGACAUUAGACCUUGGGGCCGGGGAGAAUGCCGAGGCAGCGCGCCCAGCAGCAUCCCUGAAACUUGGGGAACUGGAGCUGAAGGAGGAGUGGCAGGAUGAAGAAUUCCCCAGAUUUCUUCCUGAAGAAGCCGACCCUUCUGAAGGUCCUGACGAUCCUGAGAGAGGUUCACAGGCAGGUACACCCAGCACUUUAGCCCUGUGUGGCCCACGCCCCAUGCGGAAGCGUCUUUCUGCCCCAGAGUUGCGACUGAAUCUGACCAAGGGCACUGGAGGCGAUGGAACAUCUCCCACAAACUCUGUACCUUCCUCUCCUGAUGGUAGUUCUGACCUGGAGGUAGAUGAAUUGGAGACACCUUCAGACUCUGAGCAGCUGGACAGUGGACAUGAAUUUGAAUGGGAAGAUGACCUGCCCCAGGCAGAGGGUCUGGGGGCCAGUGAGGCAGCGGAAAGGCUGGGCCGGGGUUGUGUGUGGGAUGUGGCUGGAGAAGAUGGUCGUCACUGGAGGGUGUUCCGGACAGGACAGCGGGAGCAGAGAGUGGACAUGACUGUCAUUGAGCUCUAUAAGAAAGUCCUCUCUCAUGGAGGUUACCAUGGUGAUGGCCUCAACGCCAUUAUCGUCUUCUCUUCCUGUUACCUACCCAGCAGCAGCAUCCCCAACUACACCUAUGUCAUGGAACACUUGUUCAGGUAUAUGGUGGGAACUCUGGAGCUACUGGUCGCUGAAAAUUACCUGCUUGUUCACUUGAGUGGAGGCACGAGUAGGGCCCAGGUCCCACCUCUGGGCUGGAUGCGCCAGUGUUACCGCGCUCUGGACCGGCGGCUCCGGAAGAACCUGCGCGCCCUGGUGGUUGUCCAUGCCACCUGGUACGUGAAGGCAUUCCUGGCACUGCUGCGGCCCUUCAUCAGUUCCAAGUUUACAAGAAAGAUCCGUUUUCUGAACAGCCUGGGAGAGCUGGCCCAACUCAUCUCCUUGGAUCAGGUUCACAUCCCUGAAGCUGUCAGACAGCUGGACCAGGAGCUCCAUGGCUCACGAGGGACCUAGAGGAAGAAAAGAAUCAAGGGCCUUAGAACCAAGCAAAGAUUAAUCUGCCUGUGCUCUAACCCUGAAACAUCUUGGGCUGUUCCCUAAACCACCUCCUCCUCAACCCCAGUACCACAGGACCUUCACAUUUCCCUGGGGUCUCAUUCCUCUCAUGACCGUGCCUUCAAAGCAGGGCUCCAAAGUCUGGAACCUCAUUUGCCCAGUGAUCAUCAGUUCAGCUAUAGGGGUGCAUGUAGUGGCAUCUUGUAGGGGAAUGGGGAAGGCUGCGGGGUUUGGUCCUGCUUCAGCUACAGAACCUUGGGCAAAUAUAACCGCAUUUCUCUGAGUGUCCUUUUCCUCCCUUGUAAGUGAAGGUGCUGAGACCCUUUCCACCCGGGGCAUGCUAGCAGUCUGUGAAGCUCAGUGAGAGGUGGAGGGGAGGGCAGGGCUUAACUCACCGCGCAGCCUGCUGGGAACCGGGAGUCAGCUCCCUAAACCUGGAAGAACUGCAGCUCCCUUCUUUGUCACAGCUGUUGCCUGUGGGUCGGGGAAGGAGUGCUUUCAAAACUUGUACUUUUGUCCUCUUUAGGAAAUUCCGAUCCGUAGCGGUUAAUAAACUGCGAUGCAAGGUUUAA
This is a messenger RNA of Lutra lutra (Eurasian river otter), 2188 nucleotides long. RefSeq names its product BCL2 interacting protein like (gene BNIPL). The record is from RefSeq and is a predicted model, not a curated record. Gene Ontology annotation, cellular component: cytoplasm. Gene Ontology annotation, biological process: apoptotic process. The transcript is spliced from 10 exons. The coding region runs from base 504 to 1574 and encodes 356 amino acids. Lineage: Eukaryota; Metazoa; Chordata; Mammalia; Carnivora; Mustelidae.